This is a messenger RNA of Telopea speciosissima, 1525 nucleotides long. RefSeq names its product protein IQ-domain 26-like. NCBI's taxonomy places the organism in Eukaryota, Viridiplantae, Streptophyta, Magnoliopsida, Proteales, Proteaceae. Gene Ontology annotation, molecular function: protein binding. The transcript is spliced from 3 exons. Bases 14 to 1315 code for a protein of 433 amino acids. The record is from RefSeq and is a predicted model, not a curated record.
GCUCUGUAGGAAAAUGGGAAGAGCGACGAGAUGGUUCAGGAACCUGUUGGGGAUGAAGAAAGAGAAGGAACAGAAGGAGAUCUCUAACAACGGUGACCAUAAAGAUAAGAAAAGGUGGAGUUUUGGCAAGUCGGGAAGAGAUUCUAGUGUGGCCGGUCAGAUCCCAGCAAGUAUUCCGGCGAACAUACCUGGAGCGGAGGUUGCUUGGGUGAGAUCUUAUUACAAUGAAACCGAGAGAGAACAGAACAAGCACGCAAUUGCAGUGGCUGCGGCCACGGCUGCAGCAGCUGACGCUGCCGUUGCCGCUGCACAAGCGGCGGUCGCUGUGGUGAGACUUACUAGCCAGGGUAGAGGGACUAUGUUUGGUGGUGGACGGGAGAAAUGGGCUGCAGUGAAGAUUCAGACUGUCUUCAGGGGAUAUUUGGCCAAGAAGGCCCGUCGAGCUUUAAAAGGGCUGGUGAAGUUACAAGCUCAUGUUAGAGGUUACCUUGUGCGGAAGCAAGCAGCUGCAACUCUUCAGAGUAUGCAAGCUCUUAUAAGAGCCCAAGCGACUGUUCGGUCGCAGAGAGCUCGUAGUUCUCUCUACAAUGACCACAGGUUUCAACCAGAACUCCGACCUCGUAAAUCCAUUGAAAGAUUCGAUGAAACAAGAAGCGAGCACACGGCAUCAAUCCACAGUAGAAGGCUAUCGGCAUCAUUGGAGAGUGCCAUUAACAACUUGGAUGAAAGCCCAAAAAUUGUAGAAAUGGAUACUUGCAGGCCAAGGUCAAGAUCUCGUAGAACUAACGCAUCAAUGUGGGAUUCUGGUGAAGACCCUUCUUACCAAACGAUAUCAUCUCCUCUGCCAUGUCAAAUUCCAGGUCGUCUCUCCAUACCUGAGGGCCGAAACUACCAAGAUUUCGAUUGGGUUUUAACGGGAGAUGAAUGUAGGUUUUCCACAGCACAGAGCACUCCUCGUUUUGCAAAUUCAGGUGGAUCGAAUGCACCGGUGACGCCUGCUAAGAGUGUGUGCGCAGAUAGCUUCUUCAGGAGUUACUCCAAUUUCCCCAAUUACAUGGCGAACACACAAUCGUUCAGGGCCAAAGUGAGGUCUUACAGUGCCCCGAAACAGAGACCAGAACCAGGUCCGAAGAAGAAGCUAUCUCUGAAUGAGAUGGUUGAAUCGAGGGCUAGUUUAAGUGGAGUUCGAAUGCAGAGGUCUUCUUCUCAGGUUCAAGAUCCUUUCCAUUUUAAGAACUCAGUAAUAGGUAGGCUUGACAAGUCUGUUGAAUUUGUAAGAGAUUCAGAGAGGGAGUACUUGCAGAGGAGAUGGUAGAGAAGAAAUGGUAGAGUAGAUGAUUAGAACACGAAAAUGUGUGUUUGUAAAGAGGAAAUUAAAAAUGUUCUCAAACAUGAUUGCAUCCAAUUGUGAAUUUGUGAGGAGUGAUGAUUUUUUAGUUGAAAUCAAUGUUUUUUUUUUCGUAUAUGUUUAAUGGAAAUGAAACGAAGAAUCAAGCACAAAAUUGCCAUUAUACUUUGUUCAUUA